Molecule: messenger RNA, 1027 nt
Organism: Lucilia cuprina (Australian sheep blowfly)
Lineage: Eukaryota; Metazoa; Arthropoda; Insecta; Diptera; Calliphoridae
Product: fatty acid hydroxylase domain-containing protein 2-like
Exons: 5
Coding region: 32-880 (282 amino acids)
Biological process (GO): sterol biosynthetic process
Molecular function (GO): C-4 methylsterol oxidase activity; iron ion binding
Source: RefSeq, a predicted model, not a curated record
UUUGCAUAUUUAACUACAGCUGGCAGGUGAAAUGAAAUGUGGAUUAGAAAUUAGUAACAAACAAAACACACAAAUGGAAACAACAAAUUUAAACACAAAUCCCUUGAAUACAUGGGGAGCUAAAGCACAAGUGGCCUGGAGUAGACUGUUGGAUAUAACAACUGACGAUCCAGGAAUAGUAUGGAAUAUUGGAAGCAUAAUAGUGGUAUUGGUUUUUUAUUGGAGUUAUGCUGCAGUUUUUACCUUUAUCGAUAUUACAAAUAAACCACGUUGGAUUUAUAAAUAUAAAAUUCAGCCAGGACAAAAUGAACCAGUAGAUAAGAGAAAAUUAUGGAAGGCCAUUAAACAAGUCCUAUUCAAUCAAAUAAUUGUCACAGCUCUUGGCCUCCAAGUAGGAAAUUGGCUUUGUUUUCAACACAAAACAAUUGAAUCCAUACGUCAAUUACCGUCAAUGAAAACCAUUAUUAUCGAUUUGGCUUUAAUGUCUAUCCUACAGGAGAUUAUAUUCUAUUAUGCACAUCGUUUGCUACAUCAUCGUUUGAUUUAUAAAUAUUUUCAUAAAAAACAUCAUGAAUGGAAUGCUCCCAUUGCGGUUGUAACUUUCUAUUGUCAUCCUGUGGAACAUUGUUUAAGUAAUUUGGGACCUAUAGCUUUAACAUCAGCUCUUAUCAAUACACAUGUUGUGAUUACCUGGUUCUUUACGAUUUCAGCCAUUUUUAUUACAAUGACAGUUCAUUCGGGUUUUUAUCUGCCUUUAUCAGGUGAUUCGGUAUUGUUUCAUGAUUAUCAUCAUUCAAAAUCCAAUUACAAUUUUGGUGCCUUUGGCUGGCUGGAUAAAUUGCAUGGUACCUAUAGAGAGACGAAAUUUAAAAAGCAUUAGAAAAACAAAUUUCCAAUUGGGUGUUUGUGUCCACAAUUUAUUAGUAAUUUUGAAUGUACUUGAAUGUUAAAUUUUCACUUAAAUAAUUCUUUGUUUUCAUAAUCUGAACGAUGUAAUAAUAAACUUAAACAUUAAUAAAAUAAAUCA